AUGCAAAAGAUGGGCAAGGGAUGGACAAGGGCAGCCUACGUAAAAGUGUUACAUGCUAGAGGCGGAGGCCUUCUGGUUGUCGCAGAUCCGAAUGUCUGGGCCUUCCACAGCAAACAUGUUUGUCUCAAGGAGCAAGGGGUCGUGGAUAAAUCAGAGUUUACUUGGGAGUCCUCCCUUCUUGAAACAUCGCCUGAAGUGAAUUUCGUCUUCAAAUUGGUGUUGGGCGAUCGACUAGGCUUGUUGACAGAGGCCAAAGUCUAUCAUAUCCAUGGGUAG
Protopolystoma xenopodis is the source of this 276-nucleotide messenger RNA. NCBI's taxonomy places the organism in Eukaryota, Metazoa, Platyhelminthes, Monogenea, Polystomatidea, Polystomatidae. The record is from the annotation of a GenBank genome assembly.